AUGUGUAAUCAAGAAGAAGAUUGUUCUUGUUUAUUCACUUCAAUUUCUAAAAAGAAAGAAAGGAUAUCACAUUGUAUUAAAUGUCAAUCUCCACCAGCUGUAUUAAUUAGAAAAGAUGAUCCAUCAUUAUGCAAAUCAUGUUUUAUUAAUCAAUGUUAUCAUAAACUAAAUACAAUAUUUGGAAAAUAUAAAUUAAAUUCUAUAAUGAAUAAUAUGGCUAUAGCUUAUUCAGGUGGUCAAAAUUCAUCAACUUUAUUAAAAUUAAUACUGAAGGAUAAUGAUAAUAAUGGAAUAAUGAAACGAAAUCCAAACAAUGUGCCAAAGGUAUUCCAUCUUGUUGAAUCAUCCGAUUCACCAGCUAAUUUAGAAUUAAUUACAAAAAUAAUGAAGAAUAGUGGUAUGGAAUAUUAUAAUAUUACAAUGAAUGAAAUUACAGAAGUAAAUGAGAAAUGGACUAGUCAAUUGACUUCUUCAACACUUAGUAAUAAACAACGUUAUCAUGAUUAUUAUCGAUUAAAUUUAUUAAUUAAAUGUACAAAAAAACUGAAUUGUAAAUAUUUAAUGAUGGGUGAUUGUAGUAAUAGAAUGACAGUGAAAUAUUUAUUAGAAAUAAUAGAAGGUCGUGGAAAUUAUAGUAGUAUACAAACAUCAUUCUUUGAUGAACGAUACCAAGAUAUAACAAUUGUUAGACCAUUACGUGAUUUUUUGGCGAAAGAAAUAGCUUUAUUCGCUCAUUUCAUGCAUUUGGAGUAUGUUACACCCAAUAAUCCAUUAACAUCGAUUGUGCUUAAAAAUCCUAAUGUCAAUACAUUGGAAAGAUUAACUCAGGAUUUCUUAUCUGGAUUACAAGCUGGUGGAUUCCCAUCAACUACUGGAACUAUUCUUAGAACAUCUUCGAAAAUUGUGUUGGAAAAUGACUCUAAAAUGACAUGUAGUUUCUGUCAUUUUCCUAUAUCCAAUACUGACUCUUCUAAUGAUCCUGAUAGGUUGGCUACGGAAUCUAUGAUACAUUCUUCUUCUUUAUCCAACCCUGAUUCUUCUAGUAAAAAAACAGUUCCUGGGGUUAUUGAGAAGGACUUAUGUUUUUCUUGUUCAUUAAUGUUCAAGGAACUUUCUCUUUGUACAUAAAAAGAUUUUUAGUAAUUUUUCCCGGUUUCUGUUUUGCUACUUUUUAUCCAAAACGGUACGGAUCCACUAGAUAAAAAGUGGCAAUGCAAUCAAAGAUGCAAUCCUCCGAAAAUUGUUUUCCACCUGUUAUCUUGGUAGGUAAUGUUUAAGGAUUGAUUCGUAUUGUUGUCCCUCAGUGACUUCGAAUAGAGCUUGUGUGUGGAGAGUGUCAUACCGAGGUCAUAAAGUUUAUGACGUUUGAUACGCUUCAAGAAACUGUCCUGUAAUUCUAAUCCACUAGAAAGACCCUAACUUGCGGUUAUCUGAUAGAUAAGGGAAGUGCUCGUGUGGGUUUCCUAAAGAUUUGAACCUAUAGUGCGGUGUGUGUACAAAAGUGGUCUGACACCUGCUAUCAAGUAUAAGACGUUUCCACUCAGCCUGACUAAUCGUUUACUCCGUUUGUUGUCUCCUCUCAUACCUAAACGACAGAAAUCUCUAACAUCAUUAGCAAGUACCCCGGCGACUCGCUUUGUUCAUUCUUCGUGUUUUAUGUUGCCGCUAGACAGUUAGGUAUCUAUCCAAUGUUUUCUGAAGCUGAUAAUAUAAAGUUUGAAGUGGGUAAUAAAUUUAUUGUUCUAUGUUCUACACAAACCAAUUGCCGCUACUUUGGUAGACCUACAAAGUAAUACAACAAUUUAAUAAUUCACUCUAGGGAGGGCAGGGUCCCUCAUUUGUUCGAAUUUAAUGGAUUUUGAUAGUGCCUUCAGUAGACUCAUCUACAAGAGUUAGGGGUAGGACGAAACCAGAAAGGCAACUACUUCGAACAGUAGGUUGGUUCACGUUUUUCUCUUCGGUGUCAGCUUGAGCUAUCUAUCCCUGAGAACAUGGACAGUCUAUUUUAAUGAUAAGUAAUGUGAUUCCAUGCGGAUAGCCUUCUGAUAGAUCUCAUGUAAGGGAUUACUAACUGAGUAUUGCUUAAAAUGAGGACGGCGUCUCUCUAUUGUUUUGUAGGGUUUUACAGUCUCAAAACAAGUUGACGGCACGUUAGAAAAUAACCAGUGUACGAUGUGGGCCAGUAUAAGUACGUUCCCGGAUGAGCUUCUGCUCGUUCAUGAAUAACGAAGACGUUCCAGUUAACCUACACUGUAGUUGACUUAGAUCACAGGAGAUUCUUCGGUAAUCUUAGGAUCUUUGUUCGACAAAGAAUGUAACCAAUAAAAAAAACUGGUGAAUCUGAAGACAACUUGUCCACGAGUAGGGUUCGUUUCCGCAGCGAAUCUACAGGUAUUUUUUGCACAACUCAAUGGCGAUGAGACUUAAUUUGAUCUUAGCUUC
Messenger RNA from Schistosoma rodhaini, 2442 nucleotides. The record is from the annotation of a GenBank genome assembly. Lineage: Eukaryota; Metazoa; Platyhelminthes; Trematoda; Strigeidida; Schistosomatidae.